UCGACCACGCCCACUUCGAGUUGACAGGGUUUUUCGCAAAAUGGCGCCGUCCUAUAUGCGGAUGUGCGGUGGUGCUUCUAUGACAUUUCUGUGCGGAAUCCGGUACAUGGGCUUCACUGUAGGAUUCUGCAGGCCUCAGUUAGCCGUCACACAUCUCAGAUUUUGUUUAAUAAGGCAGUAUUCACCUUCUCAAGCGAGAUACGGCCUUGGCCAAAGCAUCGUAGCAAGAUUGAAAUGGGCAAACGAAAAGUACGAGAAAUUUCUUCAGCGGCGUUUUCCUAGAUUUUUCGUCCUCUAUUCAACAUUUACACGAGGAUUUCGACUGUUCUUCGAGGAUGCCCAAGAAGUUCAUAGGAUCAGAAUUCGGAUGAUAAAAAACAACAUCGAUCCUCGUAAGCUGCCUUAUCGUGAAAUGGAGAAGCUCAGACAGUUCCACAGAGACAUGAUCAAGGCCAUUCCUCUGGUGAUCAUCUCCAUUCCUCCGUUUGCAAACUACCUAGUGUUUUUUUUAAUGUAUCUUUAUCCUCGCCAGCUUCUGAUUCGCCAUUUCUGGACGCCACAACAACUGGUGGAGUUCCAGGCCGUGUAUCACACACAGAGAGCUCAGCAUCACGAGCCACUGCUCGGUGGGUUGAAGACGACAGCGUCGCACCUCGCACACGGACAACUAAAGAGCCGACUUAUAGACCUAUGCAGUAAAGUCCAGGGUGGUGCUCACCCUGUUGUGUCCGAUCUUCACGCAGUCAGAACUUUAUUCUCAGGCCCUCCACUGGGAAUCAGAAGAAUGGAUGCCGAUCAGAUGAGACACCUUUGCACGUUGCUCUUCUUAACGCACCGCCUCCCGGCGUUCUGGAUUAGCCAGCGGUUGAAUAGCCACGCCCUAGAGCUCAUGCAUCUGGAUCGUGCCGUCAUCAACCUGGGCCUCCAUCAACUCACUGACACGGAGCUCAAACAGGCUUGUUAUGUGAGAGGGCUGAACGUGGAGCGUCUGAGUCCCGCACAGUGCCGAGACUGGAUGUCACAGUGGUUACAGUUCUCAGUGCACCUUAAAGAAUCCGAGACCUCGCUGUAUUUACACGGUAUGAUGCUGCUAACGGUGAACUACCCGAACUGUCCACACAGCUGAUCGGACCCUGCGAUCUUCCCAUCAAAGCAUCGUGAAUAAAGCGUUUAAGAACCUCUGACUGGAAGGGAAAAAGCAGAGGGAGUGAACCGCUAAUGUUAUCAGAGACGUUCCAGAACGGUAUCGGGAUCCGGCGCGGCUCCUCAAUUACAGUGUCGAGUGAAUCUGAGAGGGAAUGAUGGUAAUCUCAGCGAACUGAUUAAAAUGAUGGGUGGGAAUCGUGAUGAAAGCAAUAAAAACAAAACACCAAGUGAAAGUCAGAGUCGGUCUUUCCUUUAGCCUUUAUCCUGUCAGAACAAUUUGAUCCGUUCCACAAAAUAACAUUCAACUUUAAACCUCAGAAAGACUAAAAAGUCUCAUGAUUAUAUUAGAAAUCGGUUAGGAACGUGCAUCUACGAACAGAUACAUACAGAAAUGUUGUGAUUCGCUGCCUUUAUGUUUGUUCAUUCUUCCUGUGCUGCACAAUAAAGACGAAUCAUCUACACACUGUAGAUGAAAUCUGAUGGAAUUGUAGGUUUGAACGGUAGUCACGGUUGCCAGUUAUCUCAAAAAACAGACAAGAAAACAAAACGCACAAUCAAUAAAACUUCUAGUUUAUAACUAAUUAAUGUGCAGUAACAUCAUACGCCAUUUGUAAUGAGUCUGUAUUAAUCCGUUCGGUGAUAAUCCGAGACUUCUGUAGGACAUAAUUUGUACUUCAUAUCACUUUACAAUGCUACACUUGUUGUUAAUGUACUACUGUUGAUUUUAAUCAGAAGCACAGACCGUAGACUCUGCCAGUUAAAAGCUGGUAAAUAUACAGAGUCUAUUCACAUUUGAUUACAUUUCUUUGUGCCACCAGAAACCAAAAAGAUGUAAGCAUGACUUCACAGAAUGGAUGUUUUCCCCUCAGUUUGGCCUGCAUAAACCUCUGUAAAUGUGCCUUGAUGUUAUAAAGACAUACAGUAUUGGUAA
Tachysurus fulvidraco (yellow catfish) is the source of this 2077-nucleotide messenger RNA. RefSeq names its product LETM1 domain containing 1 (gene letmd1). The transcript is spliced from 9 exons. The record is from RefSeq and is a predicted model, not a curated record. Gene Ontology annotation, molecular function: ribosome binding. Gene Ontology annotation, biological process: intracellular monoatomic cation homeostasis. Gene Ontology annotation, cellular component: mitochondrial inner membrane. NCBI's taxonomy places the organism in Eukaryota, Metazoa, Chordata, Actinopteri, Siluriformes, Bagridae. Bases 41 to 1126 code for a protein of 361 amino acids.